Messenger RNA from Danio aesculapii, 4284 nucleotides. RefSeq names its product vacuolar protein sorting 26 homolog B, like (gene vps26bl). Gene Ontology annotation, biological process: retrograde transport, endosome to Golgi; intracellular protein transport. The record is from RefSeq and is a predicted model, not a curated record. The transcript has 6 exons. The coding region runs from base 240 to 1229 and encodes 329 amino acids. Gene Ontology annotation, cellular component: endosome; retromer complex. Lineage: Eukaryota; Metazoa; Chordata; Actinopteri; Cypriniformes; Danionidae.
AGUAAAAUCAUUUCUGAAGCUUGUGCCUGUUUUUACAUAGCUGGAAAAUCCUCCGCAGGUAUUAAUUCAGUAGCUGUAUGAAGAAUUAGCCCACGUUUGCUUGCAAACAGCAUAUUAUAAAGGCGCAUGCAUCGCUGCAGAUCGCUAGUGAAGAAGACGGGAUUGUAACGUUAUAUUGAUGUGGAAUUGGACCAGGUGUUAGAAUUCAAAAGCAGUCCAAUCCAGCACAAGGUGUCGGGAUGAGCUUCUUCAGUUUCGGACAAAGUGCUGAGAUUGACAUAGUUCUGAAUGAUGCCGAGACGAGAAAAAAGGCCGAGCACAAAACGGAGGACGGGAAAAAAGACAAGUACUUUCUGUUUUACGACGGAGAGACGGUCUCAGGGAAAGUAAACGUAACCCUGAAGACCCCGGGAAAGAGGCUCGAGCAUCAGGGCAUCAAAAUAGAGUUUAUCGGGCAAAUCGAAUUGUACUAUGACAGAGGAAACCAUCAUGAGUUUGUCUCGCUGGUAAAGGAUUUAGCUCGGCCUGGAGAAAUGGCUCAGUCUCAAACUUUUGAUUUUGAGUUCACGCAUGUAGAGAAACCAUACGAGUCCUACACAGGCCAGAAUGUAAAACUACGCUAUUUCCUGCGGGCGACUGUCAGCCGGAGACUGAAUGACGUCUGCAAAGAGAUGGACAUCGUCGUGCACACACUCAGCACAUAUCCAGAGCUCAACUCCUCCAUUAAGAUGGAGGUGGGAAUAGAGGACUGUCUGCACAUCGAGUUUGAGUACAACAAGUCCAAGUAUCACUUGAAAGAUGUGAUUGUGGGAAAGAUCUAUUUCCUUUUGGUGCGAAUUAAGAUCAAACACAUGGAAAUCGAUAUUAUUAAACGGGAGACGACGGGGACGGGGCCAAACGUGUACCAUGAAAAUGACACCAUUGCAAAAUAUGAGAUCAUGGAUGGAGCUCCAGUUCGAGGUGAAUCCAUCCCUAUCCGUCUUUUUCUGGCUGGAUAUGAAAUGACGCCCACCAUGAGGGAUAUUAAUAAGAAAUUCUCUGUUCGUUAUUACCUGAACCUUGUACUCAUUGAUGAAGAGGAGAGGCGAUACUUCAAACAACAGGAGAUUACACUAUGGAGGAAGGGAGACGUAGUGAGGAAGAGCAUGUCUCAUCAAGCUGCCAUCGCCUCUCAGCGCUUCGAGGGCUCAGAGAAAACACUUCCUCAAGCGAAAGAGGACAGCAACUAAACCUAACCACGUCAGCUCAUCAUCUCAAGUGUGUGUAUGUGUUAGAGAAAGAGAGUGUGUGUGUGUGUGUAUAGAUUUAAAGAAAAAAGUGUGCUCUUAAUAUAGACUGGGCAGCGUAAACCUUAUAUUUCACAUUCCUAAAUAUUUUAGUUUAUGAUCAACAAGUAGCUUUUAAAAAGGGAUGAAUGUGAAAAGCGAAAACACUGAUUCCAAAAAAACAUUCGAUAUUUACAAGUUCUCCCUGGCGGUUCCUCUGAGAUUGUUUACUUUUAUUUCUGCCACCCUGGAUUUAAUUCAGUCUUUAUUUAAAUCAAACAUUUCAGACGUUCCACAGACGUUGUUGUGGAUUUUUCAUUAUACAUGCAUAGCUUACAGUGUUCAGUUUAAAUGCUAUUUAACAAAGUCACCAUUUUAUGUCUUUUUUUAUACAAUAUGCUUACCGAUACAUGCCUUUUUACUUUUGUUGCCAUUCCCGAAGAUAAAUUAUAAGCACUUCAGGGGUUUUGCCAAUGCGAUUUCAGUGUCUCUGGAGGAACCCUAAAAUAGUUUAGACAUUUCUCUUUAAAUUGAACUAACAAACCAAAUUAAUUCCCCUAUAUAUAUGUAGCUGAACUGAAUUGCACCUAUAUUUUAUUUUUAAGAUACGAUACUUUGAUACGAUAACUAGCUUGCCAGUUUUUUUUUAAUGUAGAAAAAUAAAUACAAUUUAAUUCAGUAUUAUUGCUAUUGGGGUUGGUUUUGGGGAACUAAAUUUAUUGAUGUUGUUGGUAACACUUAAUAAGGUAAAAAACAUUCAUGAACUAACAAUAGAUGUAUCCAAAAUCACCUCCUAUAAUUUCAAAUAGUGCACUAUUAUGAGGGAGCAGCCAUUUGUAUUGGUGUCUGAAUCUAUAGUGCUCUUAAUUAAUCCCACAAUGCACCACAAUUACGAAUGUACAAUCAAUGUACAUCAAUGGCUAGAGAAUACCCAUAAUACACUGUGAGAUUUCAUGUGGCAAAUUUAUCUCCGCGUCUGACCACAAGAUGGCAUAGACAGAGGAAUCCUAUUGGUAAAAUUUUCAAAAAUAAAUUCAUUUGGUAAUUUUCCUUUAGCGACCUUUGAUAAAUCACAGACUAAGCCACAGUGGAACGAACCGCCAAAUAUUCCAGCAUAUAUUUCACGCAGCAGAUUCCAGCUGCAACCCAGUACUGGGAAACACCCAUACACACUCACUCACACACAUACACUACAGCCAAUUUAGUUUAUUCAAUUCACCUAUACCACAUGUCUUUGGACUUGUGGGGGAAACCGGGAGCACCCAGAGAAAACCCCUACACCAACACAGGGAGAACAUGCCAACUAACCCAGCCCGGACUCGAACCAGUGACCUUCUUGCUGUGAGGCGACAGUGCUAACCACUGAGCCAACGUUCUGUCUUUCAAAAUAAAUUAUUUAGUUAUUAAAUUGACAUUUGAAUACAUGGCAAAGUUUGCAAAGUGUUUAAAAAAACUAGCACAAGGGCUAACCAAGAAGUUUAAAAGCUAAUAAUUUGAGGAUUGAUCAACCAGCGGCUCAAACAAAAUGGCAUCCUUCCAGUGCACUCGAAUUCUCGAAUUCACUCACUCGUUUUUAUUCACUACUUUGAGUGGACUAAUGUAUGGAAUAGUGAAUGAGGGUAUGGGGGAGAUUUCGGAUACAGCCAAUUAACUAUUUUGAUUGCAUCUUUUAUACAUUUAUUAGUCUUAAUUAAAUGUUUAGGUUAAAUGUUGUUUUGUAGGAAUAUAAGUAACUUAAAGGUUGAAGUAACAAAGUCAAUAUUAGAAUUGUUUUAAGAAACAGUUCAAUUUGUUUGUUAGAAACGUUUCAACAAUGUAAACAGUGUUUAUUUAUGAUUGAACUAUUUUUCUUUUUAAAUGAGUUUCUUUUGGCCAGUAAUAACUAACAUUAACACGUGCCAGUUGUAAAAAUGAAAUUAAUGAAUGCUGUUAAAAGAUGGUUCAAAUUGACCAAUAAUAACUAACAUUAGCACAUGCCACUUUUAACGUAAAAAUGAAGCUCAACGUUAGUUCGUUAACUAUGAAUAAACCUUAUUGUAAAGUGUUACUAACUUGUCUUUAGCUUUUUUGAGGAUUAAAGUGAUAAGUUCACAAAAGUGAAAAUUCUGUCAUCAUUUACUCACCCUUCACUUGUUCCAAACCGGUUUGAAUUUCUUUAUUUUGUUGAACACAAAAGAGGAUAUUUUGAUGGAAGCUGAAAACAUGUAACCAUUGACUUUCAUAGUAGGAAAAACUAAUUCUAUGGAGGUCACUGCUCUUUUCAGCUUAUCUGGUGUUCAACCUAAUAAAGGAACUCAUGCAGGUUUUGAGCCACUUUAGUAAAUACUGAGUAAAUUUUCAUUUUUGUGUGAAUGAUUUCUUUAACUCUGUUUAAGUCUUGUCAUCAUUUCUCUAAUGCAUUUGUCUUAUUUUUGUUCUCGUUUUUACUGACAAUGGAGAUCAACUCUCAUAGCAGUGCAUCUUAAAGUGUGUGAUCAGGAUGAAAAGCAGAAGUAUUAGCUCUUAGCAUAAUAUAAGAGUUGUCUUGUUUUUGAGAUUGCAGGCCCAUUACAGUGGUGUUUUGUUACUGCCGUGAUUAUUUCGGGUGAUUAUCUAUCCAAAAAACAAGGAUAAAUCUAUCUGCCUUCUAUGAGACUGCUAUUUCACAAUAUUGGUCUUUUAUCAGUAGUGUUUCUCGACCACCAUCACUGCGUGUUUUGGAUGUCUUCAUUGUCUGUCACACCCAUUACAGGUCUUUCAGUCUCUGCUAAUGAGCUGAUGAUCUGAAUCAGGGGUGUUUGGUUAAGGAGACAUGGAUAUGUGCAGAGCUGGUGGUCCUCCAGGAACGUGGUUGAGAAACACUGUAUUAGUAUUUACUUCUAGUGCUGGUAAAUGAUUAAUUGUGACUAACCACAUACAAGAUUAAAGUUGGCAUUUACAUAUUUUUGUGUGUACUAUGCUAUAGGACAACUUUGAUGAAAGAUGAUGAUUUACUUUAAAUGUUGACACAUACACACACACACACACACACACACACACA